Messenger RNA from Effrenium voratum, 7822 nucleotides. NCBI's taxonomy places the organism in Eukaryota, Dinophyceae, Suessiales, Symbiodiniaceae. The record is from the annotation of a GenBank genome assembly.
GAAGAAAACCGCUGCUCGCUUCUGGCCACCCGCUUCGUUUUUUAUGUCGCAUGGCGGCUUUGCUGCGCGAGGCUUCCUUCCUGACAGGGCGCUGGUCCUGGACGAGAUGCAGUCACAGGAAGACUUAGCCACCACUCACUGGGAUGCAGACGGAGUGAGAUGUCGCCAUGGAGUUUGCUUCAAGGUGAUCCAUCCUGAAGUCACAGAGACUCUGCCCUUCGUCUCCACCGAGCCGGCUGCACAGGCCAUGCGGCAGCUGCUGCUGGCCAUAGGCGUGCAGAGCCCUGUGCUCCUCAGCGGCCCCUCGGGGGUGGGGAAGACCACUUUCCUGCGACGAGCCGCGCAACUCAUGGGGCAGCACGAGCCGGUCUUUCUGUUCUGCGAUGAGCAGACCGACAUCAAAAUGCUGUUGGGCGCCUAUGUUUGCGGCCAGACGGUGGGGGAGUUCCUUUGGCGGCCUGGGGUGGUCACGGAAGCCCUGCAGAAGGGCAGAUGGCUGGUGCUGGAGGACGUGGACCGGGUGCCAGCAGAGGUGCUGGCCGCUCUGCUGCCCCUGGCAGAUUCUAGGCGCCUGGUGAUUCCAGAGAGAAAUCAGCGCAUCGAGGCACACCAGGACUUCCAGUUGUUCGGCACCUUCUCCUGCGGCUCGCAGCCUGUGCUGUGGACGGAGAGCGGCCCGGACAACGAGGCAGCUGCUGAUGCAGGCCUUCAUGAACCGAGGGCACGUGUGCCGGCGCUGGUGUCUGCUUGGACGAGGGUCUGGCUGGGACCACUGCGCGAGCAGGACCUGUCAAAGUUGCUGACUGGUCAUUACCCAGAGCUUGCGUCGAUCACGGAGCAGCUGCUAGCCUCGGCAGCGCUACUGCGGCAGCGGCAAGCCUUGGAAGGCCCAGCGGCUGCUCCGCGCGACAUCCUGCGCUGGUGCGCGCGCUUGCGCAACGCCAAGCUGGUCCUGAGCCCGAUCUUCACGGAGGAGAGCAGGUCCGUGCUGCUGCGGGAGGCGCUGCAGGUCCUGCUGGGCCGCGUGGCCGACGUGCGGCUGCGGCGCUCGUUUUUGGCGAGCCUGGCGCCUUUGUGGUCCUUGGACUCCGGCGUCGCCGAUGCGCUCUUGCAGGAGAGGCCAACGGUGAGCCUUUUGCCAGACGUGAAGCAGGUGCAAAUCGGGGACAUCCUCCUUCCGUUGGCGAAAGGCCGUGAGAAGGCCGGUGAGCCCUUCGCCUACACCUCCGUGCACGCGCGGGUCUUGCAGGCCUUGGCUUCGGCCAUUCGCAGCGAGGAGCCUGCGCUGUUGGUAGGUGACACGGGCACCGGCAAGACCUCGGUGGUGCAGCACGUGGGGCGUCUGCUGGGCCGCGAGGUUCUGGUGUACAACUUCAACGAGCAGAGCGAGAGCACGGAACUCAUCGGGGGAUUUCGCCCCGUGGACAACGUGAUGCAGCUGAUGUCGGAGCUCGUGGAGACAUUUUGCACCACCUUCGAGAAGUCCUUCUCAAGGCGCAAGAAUGCCAACGUUCUGGAGAAGAUCCGGGGGGACUUUCUGACACGGCGAUGGGCUGCCGUGCUGCACGGGAUUGGCAGCAUCAUCAGCAAGGCACAAGGCAAUCUCAGUGAUCCUGUGACGCAGGCCUCCAAGGGGGUGAAAAGCAUCCAUUUGGCAACAGAAUGGGAACGAGUAUGCUCUCUCCGUGCCAAAGCCACUUCGGUGGUGGCGGCCGGAUCGGCUCCAAAGUUUGAGUUCAAGGAGGGCUUGCUCGUUCAGGCGCUGCGCUCUGGCGCGUGGGUGGUCCUGGACGAGAUCAAUCUCGCGCCCUCGGACCUGCUUCAGCGGAUCCAGGGCUUGAUCGAGCGCUCGUCGGGGACGCACCUUGCCCUGCCGGAGUCGGGGGAUGAGCAUGUGGUGCCGCAUGCAGACUUCCGGCUCUUUGCCUGCAUGAAUCCGCCGCGCCUGCCGCCCCCGCCCAGUGACGAAGGGGAGGUUGCGGGCGACCUGCCCAUGGGAGCCAGAGCUGGACAGGCGGCUGGAAAGAAGGAGUUGCCUCCUGGCAUCCGCGGGCGCUUUACGGAGAUCUUUGUGGACGAGGUGCACACCUCCGAGGACCUGGGUCACAUCGUCCGCAGUUACUUGGAGCGGGAUCUUCCCAAUCCGCCCUGCGACGCCAUCGUAGGCUUCUACAAGCACGCUGCCCUGCUUUGUCGUCAGAGCUCCUUGCUGGAUGGCGCGGGGCGGGUCUCCUACUUCUCCUUGCGGAACCUCACAAGGGCGCUGCGCUUCGCCCUACGCCUGGCACGGCGUGCGCACCACGCCUUGCCGGCCAAGCAGGCGCUCGCGCAGGGCCUCGCGGUGGGCUUCGCGACCACCUUGGAUCUGGGGUCCUCCAAAGUGGUUGAGGACAUGAUCAAAGAGGCGCUAGGAGUCUCGCCCGUGCUCGGGGCAAAGGAUGGCGCGUCCUCCACCGCGGCGGUGAAAAUGGACGCUGACCAGGGCUGGAUCAACGUGGAAGGCUACUGGAUCAAGGCCGGUCCGCAGAAGGUGGACAUUGGUGCCGCCCACCAGGAUUUCGUGAUCACCACCUCGGUGAGGCGGAACCUGCAGAACAUCGCGCGGAUGCUGAGCGGGGGGCGGUUCCCCAUCCUACUGGAGGGCCCCACCUCCGCGGGGAAGACUUCUUUGGUGAAGUUCCUCGCGAAACUGACGGGCCACGAGUUCGUGCGCAUCAACAACCACGAGCAUACGGACCUGCAGGAGUACGUGGGCCAGUACGUGUGCGACCCGGACACAGGGCAGCUGGUGUUCCAGGAAGGCGUGCUGGUGCGCGCGGCGCGGGCGGGGCACUGGGUGGUGCUGGACGAGCUCAACUUGGCGCCCAGCGAAGUGCUGGAGGCGCUGAAUCGUCUGCUGGACGACAACCGUGAGCUCUACAUCCCGGAUACUGGGAACACGGUGAAGCCUCACGAGGAGUUUAUGGUCUUCGCCACGCAGAACCCGGCGGGCGCCAACUAUGGGGGCCGGAAGUCGCUCUCAAGGGCCUUCCGGAAUCGGUUCACGGAGCUCUUCGUGAGCGAGCUGCCCAUGGAGGAGUUGGCCGUAGUGCUGCACAAGAGAUGCCAGGUGCCGCCGUCCUACGUCAAAGUCAUGCUGGCGGUGUAUGCAGACCUGCAAUCCCACCGGAAUCAGAGCGCCGUGUUCUUGGGGAAGCAGAGCUUCAUGACGGUCCGCGACCUGCUGCGCUGGGGGCACCGGAAGCCGAACUCGUAUCUGGAGCUGGCGGUGGAAGGUUGGGCCUUGCUGGCUGAGAGGUUGCGCAAGAAGGAAGAGCGGGAGGUGGUGCGCACGUCCUUGCAGAAGCAUUGCGCUGGGGUGAAAGACUUGCAGGUGGACUACACGCAGGACGCCGUGGUCACGGACGCGCGGGCGCGGGUGGAGCAGAAGCUGCAGGCGGGGGAGCAGGUCCCCGGUGGCCUGGGGCAGGUGGUCUGGACGCCCGCCUUCUGCCGCAUGGUGGCCCUGAUCGGCCGCUGCGUGCGAGCCGGGGAGCCGGCCCUGCUGGUGGGAGAGACGGGGGGAGGAAAGACCAUGGCGUGCCAGCUGCUCUCGUGGGCCCUUGUGGAGGAAGGUCUGCCAGAGAGGCGCCUGCGGACUCUGAACUGCCACCAGCAGACGGAGACCUCCGACUUCAUAGGGUCUCUGCGCCCGGUCCGCGGCCGCGACGCCAUCUUCAGCGCCAUCACCGCCACGGCCCAAAACCUCGCGGCGCUGAUGGCGCGCGAAGCCGCCGGAGGUGGCGGAGCCGCACUGGAGAGGCUCCAGCGGGAGGUGAAGUCGGUCGCCGAAGGCAAGGGCAACCUGAAGCAUUUGGCCCAAGCGCUCCGCGUGGCUUUGGCCAAAGAGGAAAAUUCCGGCCCCCCGUCCAAGCGCCGGCGCCAGGAGGGCGGCUGGAUGGCAAUGGGGCGGCAGCUGCUGGGCUGCUGCGGGGACUACGAGCGGAUCUUCGAGUGGGCCGACGGCGCGCUGGUGGAGGCCAUGCGCUGCGGCGGCGCUUUCCUGGUGGACGAGAUCUCCUUGGCGGAGGACUCGGUGCUGGAGCGGCUGAACUCCGUGCUGGAGCCCGAGCACUUUCUGCUGCUGGCAGAAAAGCCGCUCACAGGGUCGGACCUGGAGGUGGUGCAGGCCCUCAGCAGCUUCCGGCUCUUCGCCACCAUGAACCCCGGGGGAGACUUCGGGAAGCGGGAGCUCUCCCCGGCGCUGCGGAACCGCUUCACGGAGAUCUGGGUGGAGCCCAUCGACUUCGCCACCAGAGAGGCAGAGCAGUUGGUCAGCAGCCAGCUGCCCAGCGAUCGCCUGGCCCGACAGCUGGCCCGGCCCAUGCUGAGUUGCGUCACCUGGUUCAAUGAGCGGGUGCUGCACCCCCUGAGCAUCCGGGAGGUCUUGGCUUGGUCCGCGUUCGUGCGGAACAGCGUCAAAGAUUCGGGCCUGGCUUCGGCGGUGGAGAUGUACCUGCACGGGGGGUGCAUGACGCUGGUGGAUAGCCUGGGCUUGGGCAACCAGCUGGUGGACACCCAGUGCCUCUCAGCGGUGGAGGAGGACGACGCGAACGCUGGAGGCCUUUCGAAGGCCCAGCGGGCGAUCCUGAGGCACUUGCUGCAGCUGGAGGCCUUCGAGCUGGGCUCUGAGGCCCGCGAGGAGCUCAAGGCAGCCUUCGGCCAGGGUGGCUUUGCAUGGGUGAAGCAGCGUGGAACAUCCGUGCAGGACGGCUUCCUGGAUUUUGGAGGCUUCAAAAUUUCAGUCGCCGACGUUGACAUGGAUGCAGGCGCGCCUUCCGGCGGCGACUUUGACUUCGGCGCGCCCGCGGCGGCGUGCAACGUGGGUCGCCUGGUGCGAGCCUUGCAGCAGCCCAAAGCCGUUCUACUGGAAGGCCCGCCUGGCCUGGGGAAGACGGCCACAGUGCAGGCCCUGGCCAGCAGCACCGGGCGGCGCCUGCUCCGCGUGAAUUUGUCGGAGCAGACUGACCUGCUGGACCUGCUCGGCUCCGAUCUGCCCAUGCCCGGCGAGGCUGCCACCUUCCGAUGGUGCGACGGCCCACUGCUGCGCGCCAUGCGCCAGGGGGACUGGGUGCUGCUGGAUGAGAUCAACCUGGCUCCGCAGGCCACUUUGGAGGGCCUGAAUGCGCUGCUGGACCAUCGGCGAGAAGUCUUCUUGCCGGCCAUCGGUCAGACCGUGGAAGCGCAUCCGGGGUUCAGGCUCUUCGCGGCGCAGAACCCCGUCACCACCGGAGGUGGGCGGAAGGGGCUGCCGCGGUCCUUCUUGAACCGCUUCACCCGGGUAGUGCUCUCGCAGCUGUCAUCUGCGGACUUGCGGCAUAUUUGCCGGCACGUGCAUGCCGCUGCGAUUGGGGAGGAGGUGGUCGACAAAGCCGUUCUCUUGGUGGAGGAGCUGCAAAAAGUAGCUCAAGGGAGUGAUGAAGGCGGGCCAUUUGAAGCGCACUUGGACUUUGACUGGAACCUCCGGGAUGCGCUUCGCCUCUGCGAACUGCUGCGUGCGAAAGUGCCACUGGCUCUGCAUUACGCCUCGGCCGAACUGCUUUUCGUUUCCCGCCUUCGAUGCGAGCGCGAUCAAGCCGUUGCGCGGCGGGUGAUCCGAAGGAUUUUCCCACCUCCGCAGCAUGAGGGGCCGAACGCCGACAUGGAGCGGGCGGCAGCGCUGCUGAGGGCCAGCUGCGGCCUGGAGGCCGCUGAGAGCCGCCCUUCGGGUGCCGAGAACCGACCAAGCCAGCCACACCUAUGCGUGGGUGCUCACAGUCUCCAAGAACGUGCCGAAGGCAUCCAGAUCGGGGCCGCGGUGCUGCAGCCCCUGCGGCCGGGGGAUCUCCGAAGCUGGGGCGGCCUGGAACACAUCCGGCACUGCCCGCACCUGGCGGCUUUGCCCAGCCAGUCGGGCAUCCUGCAUGCUAUGGCCCACGCGGUCUCAGAGUCCCUGAAGUGGCCGGUGCUGCUGGUGGGCGCGCCGGGCUCCGGAAAGCACAGCGUGGUGCGGUGGAUGGCGGCCAUGGCUCGCAUGCCACUGCAAGAGGUGCCGCUGACCCCGGCCAUGGACGCCAGCGAGCUGCUGGGCUGCUUCGAGCAGGUGGAUGCCAAAGGCCAGCUGCGGCACUGGGCGCACAAGGCCCACGUGCUGGCGCACAGCCGAUUGGCAGAGAAGGAGGAUCCGAAGUCGCGGGCCAUCUUGGAGGAGUGCCUCAGGCAAAGCUCACAGUUGGAGGCACUGGCGGAUGACAAGGUGGAGGUCACGGUGCUUCUGUCGCAAGCUGACGCUCUUCUGAAGCAGCUGAAGACCCAAGGCACGCCUGAGGAGCUCCAAGAUCUUGAGCAGCAGUUGGCGGAUGCCAGGUCGCGCAAGAGCGCUGCUCGCUUCGAGUGGGUGGAUGGACCGCUGGUGACGGCCAUGCUGGAGGGCAGCUGGGUGCUGCUCUCCCAUGCGGAGCAGGCCGCCCCGGCGGUGCUGGACCGCCUGAACUCCCUGCUGGAGCCCAACGGCUUCCUGAUGCUCACGGAGUCGGGAGAGGAGCGGCUGGUGUGGCCGCAUCCCGACUUCCGGGUCUUCUUUACCUUGACCACGGGGAGCUAUGCCUCCACGGUCUCCCGGGCCCUGCGGAACCGAUGCAUGGAGAUCUUCGUGUCCGAAGGCUCACGCCAGCCUCGCGAAGAGGAGGAGCCGAUGCUGGACAGGGUACUUCCUGCCUUCGCGUUCAUGGAUGAAGUUCUCACUGAGCUGACGGUGCAGUUGGAACCUUUGCCGGAGCUGAACUGGGUCCGAGAGGCGCUUUCCAAUCAGGCGCUCGCCUUCCUGGCGCCGCCUGCCUCGCUGGUGGACUCCGCGCGCGUGGCACUGGCCUGCGAGGCAGUGCCCGCAGAUGUAGCCCUGCACCUCGCCUCCUUGCACUGCCUGGCGCAAGCGCUUUGGCGGGGCUUCGGGGAGUCCCGAGGGCGCGCUGCAGAGGAGCCAGCGCGCGAUGCCUGGGCCGGCAGCUUGGGGGCUGGCAGCGGCUUUGACGUUGCCUUUCGCAGCGCUGUGCCGCGCUUCGUGGGCUUCAGCUUGACAGUGGGCAAGCUCAUGAAAGGUCAGCCUGAGACCCGCGACAAGUGUUCGGACCAUCCGCGGCGCCUCCGGAAAAAAAAAAAAGCUCGCGAUGACUCGCUGAAGAUCCCAUGGCUGAUGCCUCCCGCCGAAGCGGGAGACAUACAGCUGCAGCAGGCACACUUCCGGUCGCCGGUGGACUUGUUGCUCAGCUUGGUCAUCAGGCCUCCCCGCUGCCGGUAUCAGCCCGGCAAGCUGGGGCCCAUCACCUUUCGGAUCGGCGACAAGGGCCACGGGCGCCGGGAGGACCUGGUGGUGCAGAACGCUCGCGGCCAAGCGCUGCAGUGCUCGCUCUUCGAGGCGAUCCCUGAGCCCGGGGUCCCCACGGAGGAGACCUGGCCGCGGGAGCGGCCUUGUGCCACCUGGCAUUCAAGAAACCUGAGCCGCGAAGUGAUGCUCACGGUCAUCUUCCUCCACGGGAACUCCUCGUGCCGGCUGGAGGCUCUGCCCUUGCUGCCGCUGCUGCUGCCGCUGCGGGUCAGUUUGUUCUGCUUCGACUUCAGCGGAUCCGGGCUGUCUGAGGGGGACUACAUCUCCCUGGGCUGGUUCGAGCGGGAGGACCUGGCGGCCUGCGUGGAGCUGCUGCGCCGCUCCGGGCGCGUGAGCCGCGUGGCGCUCUGGGGCCGCUCCAUGGGCGCCUUCACCGCGCCUCGCUCGUCCCACGGAGUGGAGAUGUUUUUGGUCAAUUGA